GGAACAAGGCCCUACUGAUGAGGCGUCUUGUCAAUAUGAAGCUCAAAAGUGGAACUUCUGUUGCCGAACAUACUAGUCAAUUUCAGAGUCUGGUAAAUCAACUAUCUUGUGUAGAAAUGCCACUUGGAGAUGAAAUGCAAUCUCUACUACUUCUUAGUUCCCUUCCUGAUAGUUGGGAGACACUAGUUGUUACUCUCAGCAACUCAGCCCCAGAUGGCAAACUUACCAUGUCUGUGGUCAAGGAUGCACUGUUCAAUGAGGAGGCAAGAAGGAAAGACAUGAGCACAGAUGAGACUCAUGCCCUUGUGACGGAGAAUCGAGGAAGAUCACAAGGAAAGCAACAAAGAAACAGUAGAGGAAAGUGGCAAAGCAGGGGCAAAAGUCGGGGGAGAUCAUCAGAUGGCCGGAAACCUUCUUAUACCUGCCACCAUUGCGGUAUAGAGGGUCACAUGAAGAAGAAUUGCUACAAAUUGCUAGAGGAGCGAGGCAAGAGCAAUUCUCAAGUGAAGAGCAAGGGUGGUGAAGCGCUCAUCACAAUCUCAGGUGAUGUGGCGUAUUGUACUAUCAAUGAUGAAACAUGCCUUCACGUCUCAAGAGAGGACACUGAAUGGGUGGUAGAUACUGCAGCAUCCUACCAUGUUACUCCCCACAGGUACUACUUCACAACUUACAAAGCUGGAGACUUUGGAGCAGUGAAGAUGGGCAAUUCCAGUUCAUCUGAAAUAGCUGGAAUUGGUGAUGUACAAAUAAAAACGAGUUCUGGGAGCACAAUCACUUUGAAGGGUGUCAGACAUGUUCCAGACCUUCGUCUCAAUCUCCUGUCAGUGGUAUGUCUUGACGAACAGGGGUAUGAAAACCACUUUAACAGGGGCACCUGGAAAAUGUCAAAGGGCGUUUUGACAAUCGCUCGAGGACAUGUUUGUGGCACAUUGUACAAAACCCAUUUGAGGAUUUGUACGGAUAGCCUCAACAUUGCUGAGGAGACUUCUCAGAAUCUGUGGCACCUGAGACUCGGCCACAUCGGUGAGAAAGGGCUGACUACCUUGAUCAAGAAGAACCUUAUCAACAUCGACAAGAAUGCUGCACUGGGUCCUUGCAGUCAUUGUCUGUUUGGUAAGCAUCAUAGAGUAUCAUUUAGUUCUACUUCAGCUAAAAGAUCAGAGUUGUUAAGUUUGGUACACUCCGACGUCUGUGGUCCUUUCGAGGUGGAAUCAAUCGGUGGAAGCAAAUAUUUUCUGACUUUUAUUGAUGAUGCUUCUCGGAAAGUGUGGGUGUAUUUCCUGAUUACGAAAGAUCAGGUAUUUGAGUGCUUCAAGACAUUUCACGUCUUGGUGGAACGUGAAACGGGAAAGAAGCUGAAAUGUCUCCGAUCUGAUAAUGGAGGCGAGUAUACUUCUAAGGCGUUCGAUGCAUAUUGUAGAGAAUAUGGCAUUCGACAUGAGAAGACAGUACCACGCACCCCUCAGCACAAUGGCGUUGCUGAAAGAAUGAACCGGACUAUCAUGGAGCGUGUCCGGAGCAUGCUGAAUAUGGCUAAGCUUCCGAAGUCAUUCUGGGCAGAAGCAGUCAACACCACAUGCUACCUUAUCAACCGAUCACCUUCGGUACCACUGAACUUUGAAGUUCCAGAGAGGUUAUGGACAGGUAAGGAUCCUACAUACUCACAUCUUAGAGUAUUUGGAUGUUCAUCAUAUGCACAUGUAUCCAAAGAGCUCAGACAGAAGCUCGAUGCAAGAACUAUCCCAUGCAUUUUCGUUGGCUAUGGAAAUGAAGAGUUUGGAUACAGGCUAUGGGAUCCUAAGGAGAAAAAGGUGUUCAGAAGUAGGGAUGUUGUGUUCCACGAAGAUUUGACAAUAGAAGACAUUGAAAAACCCACAAUGUCUCGGAAGUCAAAUGAGGGUGUUCAAGUUUCAAAUAAAGCACCAGAAGAGGACAAAGUGCAUGAAGAUAACUCAGAAACAGAAGAAGGCGAGGAGACAGAAGAGAGUGCAGAGCAAGGGGAGACACAAUCCACCCCGCCAGACACAGAUGAUGGUAGCUCUUCUCAGAUGGUUCCUACUGUUCGUAGAUCUGAACGAGGGCAUAUACCAUCGACAAGGUACACAUCAUCCGAAUAUCUUUUGUUAACUGAAGAUGGAGAACCGGAGAGUUUUCAAGAAGCUGUAUCUCAUAAGGAUAAAGAAAAAUGGCUAAUAGCAAUGUAGGAUGAGUUAGAAUCUCUGCAGAAAAAUCAAACUUAUGAGAUCGUAGAACUUCCUAAAGGGAAGAAGGCACUAAGGAACAAAUGGGUGUUCAAGCUGAAGAAGGAUGCAAGCGGACAAGUGGUGAAACACAAAGCUCGGUUGGUUGUCAAAGGGUUCCAGCAGAAGAAAGGAAUUGACUUUGAUGAGAUCUUUGCACCAGUUGUCAAGAUGACCUCAAUCCGAGUUAUUCUUGGCUUGGCAGCAAGUAUGAACUUGGAGCUUGAACAGAUGGAUGUGAAGACAACAUUUCUUCAUGGAGAUUUGAAAGAAGAAAUCUACAUGCAGCAGCCGGAAGGUUUUGAGAACUCAAAUGAUAACUUUGUGUGUAAGUUAUCUAAAAGUUUGUAUGGCUUGAAGCAGGCACCAAGGCAGUGGAAUAAGAAGUUUGACUCAUGCAUGAAGAGUCAAGGCUACAAGAAGACUACUGCAGAUGAGUGUGUAUACAUCAAGAAACUUCCAGACGGUACCUUCAUUGCUCUUCUACUAUAUGUAGACGACAUGUUGAUCGUUGGGAAAGAUGCAGUGAAGAUAAACCAACUGAAGAAAGAACUCUCUAAGUCUUUUGAUAUGAAAGACUUAGGACCGGCUCAACAGAUUCUUGGGAUGCAGAUCACUCGAGACAGGAAGAAUCGCAAGUUAUGGCUAUCUCAGGAGAAGUACAUUGAACGAGUACUUGAGAGAUUCAACAUGAAUGAUGCCAAGCCAGUAAGUGUUCCACUUGCGAAUCACUUCAAGUUGAGCAAAAGAACAUGCCCUACAUCCAAGGAAGAGAUCGGGGAGAUGUCAGCAGUUCCAUAUUCUUCAGCAGUUGGGAGUUUGAUGUACGCCAUGGUAUGCACAAGGCCAGACAUCGCACAGGCAGUGGGUACAGUGAGUCGUUUUCUCUCUAACCCCGGGAAGGAGCAUUGGGAGGCAGUCAAAUGGAUUCUCAAGUACUUGAAAGGUACCACGAAGUUAUGUCUUUGUUACGGAGGAGCUGAUCCAGUCUUGGAAGGCUACACAGAUGCUGAUAUGGCAGGAGAUACUGAUAGUAGAAAGUCUACUUCAGGAUAUAUCUACACUUUUGCAGGGGGAGCCGUUUCUUGGCAAUCAAGAUUGCAGAAGUGUGUCGCUUUAUCUACUACAGAAGCAGAAUACAUUGCUGCCGCUGAAGCAGGUAAGGAAAUGUUGUGGCUAAAGCAUUUUCUCCAAGAACUUGGGAUCCGGCAGAAAGAGUACAAGGUACAUUGUGACAGUCAGAGUGCUCUAGACUUGAGCAAGAAUUCUAUGUACCAUUCUCGUACAAAGCAUAUUGACAUUCGGUAUCAUUGGAUACGGGAGACGAUUGAUCAACAACUGUUGAGACUAGUGAAGAUCAAUACAAAGGAGAAUCCAUCAGACAUGCUGACGAAGGUGGUAACACGAGAUAAGCUAGAGCUAUGCAGAGACAUAGUCGGGAUGCUUGUUUUGAAUAUGCCUGGAAGGGGAGAAUUGAAGAAUUCAAUUUCCAGGUCAUAUCCAAGUACAAGCAAAUUGAAGAAUCCAAUUCCUAAUUUCCCUGAAGUUUCCUCCAUGUGCAAGAAUGACAAAGGGAUCUUCCAUACACCUAGGAGUGACCUUCCUUCCAACCACCAUUGAAGCUUCCUUCCACCUUCAUAGUACCUAGUUUUGGUGCUAUAAAUAGAGAGCUUGGAGAGUCUUUCUAUUAUCAAGCAAUUUA
This is a messenger RNA of Cuscuta epithymum, 3942 nucleotides long. The record is from the annotation of a GenBank genome assembly. Lineage: Eukaryota; Viridiplantae; Streptophyta; Magnoliopsida; Solanales; Convolvulaceae.